AUGGCGGGCACCAAGUUUGCCUACGUGCGCAAUUUUGAGCUGCCCGACGCCGUACUCCCCUCGACCUACAUGGUGGUCCGCAUCGACGGCAAGGGCUUCCACAAGUUCUCAAAGGCGCACGCGUUCGCCAAGCCAAACGAUCCGCUCGCGCUCGAGCUCAUGAACGAGGCGGCGCGCCACGUCAUGGCACAGCUAAAGGGGCAGGUGACGAUGGCAUUUGGCGAGAGCGACGAGUACAGCUUCCUGCUGCGCCGCGACGCCACCCUCUACUCUCGCAGGACCAGCAAGAUCACGACGCACAUCGUCUCGCUCUUCACAUCAGCCUACGUCUUUUCCUGGUCGCGCUUCUUCCCCACCACGCCGCUCCAGUACCCGCCCACCUUUGACGGCCGCCUCGUCGUCUACCCUUCGACCGAGAUCGUGCGCGACUACUUCAAAUGGCGCCAGGCGGAUACGCACAUCAACAACCUGUACAACACCACCUUCUGGGCCCUCGUCCUGCAGGGUGGGCAGACCGAGUCCGAGGCGACCGAGACGCUGCGCGGCACCUUUAGCAGGGACAAGCACGAGAUCCUCUGGCGCUUCGGCAUCAACUACGAUCGGCUCGAGGCCAUGUUCCGAAAGGGCACUACACUCGUUUGGUACCGGUCUGUCGUCGAGGGGAGUCGUACGUCGACGUCGUCGGCGUCGGCCGGGACGAAGGCGGAUGCCAUCGAGGGGAGUCGUACGUCGACGUCGACGACGGGGUCCGGGACCGGGACCGAAGCGGAUGCCAUCGAGGAGACGUCUUCAUCAACGGCGCGGCAAGGCGUCGGACAGGUGGAUGCGCAGCGCGAGACGCUCGAGGACGAGGCGGCACGCGAGGGCAUCACGCCGGCGCACGCGGCCAAGCGGCGGGCCAAGGCGGAAAAGCAACGGCGCAAACGCCUCGAAUCGGCACACGACCUCGAACUCGUCACGCUCCACUGCGACAUCAUCGGAGACGCCUUUUGGUCCAUCUCCGCCCCCGCCCCCGCCGAGGUCGACGAGCCGGUAGAGACGGGCUCAGGCACAGCAACAGGGACGAAGACAGGGUCGGAUGCAUCCACCACCGUCGUCGUCGAUGAUGUGCAGCGGCGGCUCAAUCUCCAAGAGGAGCCCGAUGGCGCGACGAGGGAACCGUGGCGCCACCCCAGCAGGACGAGAUGUAGCGGUAUGGGAUCGUUUGUCUUCUUGCCCUGA
This is a messenger RNA of Pseudozyma flocculosa PF-1, 1221 nucleotides long. RefSeq lists its product as uncharacterized. Gene Ontology annotation, biological process: tRNA modification. The record is from RefSeq and is a predicted model, not a curated record. Bases 1 to 1221 code for a protein of 406 amino acids. Lineage: Eukaryota; Fungi; Basidiomycota; Ustilaginomycetes; Ustilaginales; Ustilaginaceae. Gene Ontology annotation, molecular function: tRNA guanylyltransferase activity; magnesium ion binding. The transcript is spliced from 3 exons.